Messenger RNA from Melospiza melodia melodia, 672 nucleotides. RefSeq names its product ADP ribosylation factor like GTPase 16 (gene ARL16). The record is from RefSeq and is a predicted model, not a curated record. Gene Ontology annotation, molecular function: GTP binding; GTPase activity. NCBI's taxonomy places the organism in Eukaryota, Metazoa, Chordata, Aves, Passeriformes, Passerellidae. The transcript is spliced from 4 exons. Bases 195 to 530 code for a protein of 111 amino acids.
GCUGGGCUGCGGGGCCGGGCGGAGCGUGCCCUGGGCCGUUCCCGGAGCCGCCGUGUCCUUAACGCGAGGCACAGCUGAGCGCCGAGCAGCCCGCGGAGCUGGGCGAGCCCCCGGCCACGCUGCCCACGGUGGGCACCAACCUGACGGACCUGCGGCUGCCGCGGAGAGUGACCGUGCGGGAGCUGGGCGGCUGCAUGGGCCCCAUCUGGCCCAGCUACUACAGCGAGUGCAGCGCUCUCCUGUUCGUGGUGGACGCCUCCAACCCCACGCAGCUCUCCUCGUCCUGCAUCCAGCUGCUCUCGGUGCUCUCCGCCGCGCCGCUCGCCUCCGUGCCCGUCCUGGUGCUCUUCAACAAGAUUGACCUGCCCUGCUACAUGUCACUGGCGGAGAUGAAGUCGCUGUUCCGCAUGCAGGACAUGGUGGCCUGUGCCACGCAGCCCAUCACCAUGCUGGAGACCAGCGCCCGCGACGGCACCGGGCUGGCCGAGGUGCUGCAGUGGCUCCGGAGCGCCCUCCGAGAGCCCUGCUGAGCCCAGCCGGCAGCCCGGGACGCUCCUGCCGCAAGGGGAAAUGGCCAAGGAGCAGCUGCCCUGCCUGGACGGCGCCUUGGGCUGCUGAUGUGAUGGACUGGAUCCCUGUGGGACUUCACAGUAAAACCCCCACCACACUGUC